GAGUGGUAUAAAAGCCAAGGCCGAGGAGGUGGGAGCGUCAUGAGGAAGACGGCGGCGAGGAAGGUCACAGCUGACCAGGUCGGAGUUUCGGCACCCCGAAGCUCCCUGGAUUGCCACCUCCAUCCUCUUUUUCCGUCAGGCUCUGGGAUUUUGGUUUUCCUGUUCUCUCCCCGCCGUCAUCCCCCCAGGUCGGUGCGGCCGGGAUGGAGCCCAUCCCCCGGGAUGGAGGAACCGAGGAGCUUCCCUCGCCACCCCCACCCAGCCAGGGGGGUGAGAGCAGCCCCUCGGCCGGGGACGAAGGUGACGGCGAUGCUGGGAUGGACCCAAUGGCAUCUGAUGGCCAAAGCUCUGCUCCCGAGGGAUGCGAGGACGUCGGGACGGUCCCGGAGGAGGUGGCAGGGGACCAGGAAUACGAUGGUGACAACACCUGGGAGAUGAUCCACAGUGAUUCAGAGUCAUCGGUAGAGGAAGCAUCCAUGGCGGAAGAGGGAGACUAUGACUAUGGGCAGGAUGCGGCCACCGAAUCCCUCGGUGGAGACGAGGCUCCUGCGGUCCCACCAUGGGAUGAGAACCAGCUCCAGCACAUCCCCGUGCACCACUACGUGGUGGUGGAGGAGGAGAGUUACCAGAACACCAGCGUCCAUCCAAAGGGAGCGUUGGGGCAGGAGGAGAAGCAUCUCGGGAAACUGGAGAAGGUCCCAGGUCACGUGAAGAGGGUGGAGAUGACAAACCAGGGGAACUUCAACCCUGCAGGUGCUGGAGACCAGGAGAUCAGAAGCAGCCCAGGAUCUUCCACCAGGCAACCAGGUCUUUCUGAAAUACUGUGGAGUAACCAAGAGGUCUUCAGCAGGGGAGGCGAUGAAGAUGCGGGGGACGCACAACCUUCGGGGAUGUUGGUCAAGAGCCAACCGCAGUGGUUCUGCCAGCCCAGCCCGUAUCUGUUCAGUGGACCUAGACCACCGCAAGACACCAUGACCCUGGAGUUUGUCGCUGUGCUGGCAGCUCACUAUGACUUUGACUCAACAUUGAAGAUCUGUGUCCUCUUAUACAAACAGCCCAAUGUCUGCGUAGAGUUUGCCACAAUGGUCAAAAGAAAGACCAGAGUGAUCACGGGCAGUGCUACGAUCCCCCUUUCUGACCUGCAAGAAGUCAUCUUUUAUAAAUACGGCCUCGUGAACACCUUCCAAGGAGACAGGCCCUGUGUGUUAGAGCAGAUUUCUGCAGACAACUUGAACGUGCCAGAGACCUUCAAGCACAGAAAUACUUCUUUAUAUCGUGUCUUGAAUGUACCCAAAACUGAGAUCAAAGCCGACAAAACAUGGACUAUUUUUGAACACAUUGAAUGCCAUUUCCCCACCAUCAGGACCCACAGAUUAAAACUGUCCAGAAAAUCGUCCAGGUGGAAGUUGCAGAUGGAACACCUGGAGCAGAGUUUCACUGUUCACACGAUCUCCUGGAAUUUCCUUGAGAAUAUGGAGAGGAAACUGGAUAGGUACGAGGAAAGCAGCCAUGUCCGUCUUUGGGAUGCCGAGAAAGAAGAAGUUUUUGGGACCUUCAUUCCGGAUAUGGAACUGGUGAAAAACAGUAUCAGAAACUUCACACAAAGAAUCAUCAAAAUGAAGGACCCUAAACUUCUUAGGCUCCUGUUUGCCUUUCACACCUUGUUUCGCUGUAAGUUCUCCCUCAGCCAGCAGCUCAUCGACAUGGCUGGAAAGCACCUUGAGGUUAUGGACUACAACCAAAACGUAUAUGAAGAUCUGAGAGGGAAAAGCAAAUACUUUCCAGCUUUGAAGGACAUGUGUCUCAGGACCACUAACAGCACGUUGUGGAUCUGGUUGGUCCCGCUGCUCUAUGCGAUCAACGAGAAGAUGGAGGACUCCUUUCUGUGUGAACUUCCUUCAGAAGCCUUCAAGCAGCUGAGGAGGAGUGAAGACAAGCAAAGGGAAGUUCUCAAGAUGAUACAGGCUCACAAGACCUUGAUCGGAAGAUGUGAUCUGCUAGCAAAGCAGGUGGUGGAGAUGUUGGCCCUGAAGAACUUUUCCAGGGACCCUCUGCCUGACAUUCAGCUUUCACUGCAGCUCCUCUUGGAGACCUUGAACGAGCACAUCAUGAGUGCCCGUGAAGCCUCAUUGCAAGUCUCUGAAGAUGAUUGGAACGUGGCUUUGAAAUGCAUCAUCACCAGGAUGGACUCCUGGUUAAAGAACUUUUGCCCGCAGGGGUCUUCAAAGCAAUGCCUGAAGCCUGUGGAUGACCACGAGGUCUUGCGUUGUCUGAAUUUGGUGUACCUCUCGCUGAACAAGUUCUUGGGCAUGCCGGAAUUGGUGCCGUUCAGCUCCAUGAAGUUAAUGCUGCAGAUACUGGGGUUGUUUGCUGACAAAGAGCAUUUACUGCAAGUGAACCAGGAAUUCCAGCAACUUUCUUCGGUGGAAAGUUUUGCAGAGUUUUCACUUGUAAUUGCACCGUGGCUUGAGAAAUACUUUCAUAGGGUACCCACGGAUGAGAAAUCCUUCCUGAAGAACAUGGGGACGUGGCAGCAACUGCUUUCGCUGAAGAUUGUCACUGUGCAGUGGACUGGUUGGUGGCGGGGCUUGAUUCACACCAUGUUUAAGGAAUGGAUGAAGAAGAUUAGUGACAAACACCUCAUAGACUUCUGCUUGGCCUUCCUGAAAGUGGGAAACAAUGUUGAUGUAGAGUUGGAGAACUGCUUUAUGAAUCGUGUCAUCCAGUGCAUCGGAGACCUCGACAAAAUUGAGGAAUCCAAGCUCAACUCCAUGAUAUCUGUGUUCCUCAAGAUGAGAAACCCAGCUGUUAAGAGGCUGCUUUCUGUUCUCAUUGAGAAAAUGUGUUCGCCAAUGAAGAGCCUGGAAAGUGUCAACAGGUUUGAUGGGAGCACUGGCCCCGUUCUUGCAAACCUGCUCAACAGUCUCGGGAUCUGCCAUCUCAUUUCCACUGCCCGAGACUUGAGCCACAAGUAUCAACUUCAGCUCAGCAGCGACGCGCAAGCCCUCCUUUUCCAGGUGAACCAACUCCUCACCUUCGUGGGACAUCACCUUCUCUUGGGAGACAUUCCCUUCAGUAUCCUCCGCAACAUCUUAGAGCAUGAGGAGCAGUUUAGGAAGCUACUGUGCACCUGUGAUUCCUCUUUCUCUUGCUGUAUAACAAAAGUGUUGGAGGUCAGGAAGCAGGAGUAUGAGCAACUGGAACAGCAGAAGCAGCAAAGAUGCUCCUUUCUCCAGCUGUGCUGUAGUAUAGAAGGCGUAGUAAAAGUGGAUAGAAGCACCGUGGAGAAAAGCGUCAGGGACAGUGAAAGUUUCAAGGAUCAGAUGGCGGUGAAGAAGUUCUCCAUUGACGGCAAGAGCGAAACAGAAUCACACGUCCUUGGCGAUUAUAGCGACAUGAUGCAAAAACUUCAUGUUGUGGAGAGAAGCCAAUGUUUCCGUAGGCUGUGGAAGAUGAGAGCAGAGCAGAGCAAAGCCACAGGACCUGAAGAUCGAGUUUUCUCCAUAGAAGAUGUUCAAGAAAAAAUUUAUAAGCCAGCUAUCGCUGAUUUUCAGAAAACCUACCUGUCCCUCAAAGACUUCUCCAUCACCCUUGGGACCCUGCAAAGCCAGUUCGAGAAGCUGCUGGAACACAGGGAUCAGCUCCUGGAGGAGUUCAAAAUCAUGGAGGACAGUGAAGGGCCAAGGCAUGGAAAAGCUUACUGGAUCACCGGUGCGGUGGAGAGGAUUGAAAACUACCUGACCCUCUCCAAAGUGGUGAACACUGCCAAGAUCAUCGAUGCUUUGAGACAGAUGCUUCGGCUGGAGGGGGAUUUCCAGAUUCUCAGUGACCUGACGAAAUAUGAAGAGCAAGAAUUCCAGAAGAAGCGACUUGAUUUUAUGACCCCAGACUUAAUGAACGUGAAAAAAAAUUUGAGUGACAUUCCCCAGGGAGUCUUGGACUUUUUGAAGGCACUUCUGGAAUGUGCAAGGAAAGGUUUUACCUCCUGGAUCAAGACCAUAAUAAAAGACAAGACAGAAAUCCCUGUGUUUGUGGAGCUGGCAUCGAUUUCUGCAGGUGAAAACGACAUGGAUAUCGACAGAGUGAGGUUCUUCCGUGAUGCCAUGGCUGCUUCUGCCCCCAUUGUGUUGGACCUGAGUCCCACCGCUGGGUUUGACCAGUUCUUUGCAGCUCUGUCUUUCAUCAAAGCAGCCAUUGUGAAAGACAGCAAGCUUCCCAAGAAGCUGAAAGAUUCCUGUGACAACAGGGAAUGGAUACAGAUGGUUCACGACUCUCAUGGCUCCGUGGAGCGUUCUUCCAUGUCUCAAGCCAGAAGCAUCAACAGAAAUGGGAUUUUUACCAUCUCGGCACCUCCAAAAUUCAAGGCUAUGCUUGAGGACUGCAUCUCAUUGCGACUGCUGGAUGACAGUGAGGAGACCACAUCUCCACCAGAUCAGAAGGCCAAGAAAUACAGUUUGUCUCAGCUCACGGAGCUCCAGAACAAGCUUAUGUUGAUUGCCACCAAGGUUGAGCAGGGCAGAGAGGAGGCAAACCGUUUCUUGGAGAUACUGGAAAGAGUUCGAACAGUUGGAAAGUUGUACCUGGAGCUUCUCAGCAUUGGCAACAUCCUCUUCAUCGACUGGAAGGCUGACAUCUACUGCAAUGCCCAGCAACGCGUGAAACUAUACACCGAAUUUGGAAUUGCUGGGAUCCUUGUUCAGAGCACAAGACCCCUCCUGGAGGAGCUGGACAGUCUCUCUAAAGCAAUGGAGCAUUGCCUGGCAGAGUGGAAGAAGUACCUGGAUACUCAAAGGAACACCUACUAUCACCUCAACCUGUUCACUGCACACCAGCUCUUCUAUUUAUGCAGCCAGCUGGCCAGAGUCCAGAAAGGCAUUCUAGAACCGCAGGUGCUCAUCAUGCUUUCUGUCAUCAAGCACAACAUCAACGAAGAAGAUAUCAAAAAAGCUCUGGAGGAUGCGCUGAUGACUCCUCAGGACUCCGUGAAUACGUCACCAGGCAGUGAGGACUCGGUUACCUGGCACGACUACAUCAUCCGUUUCCCCCAGCUCAUCAAAAGCUUGGCCGAAUCAGGCUAUAACGAGUCGGUGGCGAAGGCAGCUUUGCAGAGCUGCCUGUCCAACUCACCCAUCACAGAGCAGAUGCUCAUGGAUUUCGCCUUCGAGCAGGGUGACAACGAUGAGUUGGUGGAAGAGCUCAGCAAGCUGUACGAGGAGACAAGAGAAACCUUCCUGCAGACCAGAAGGAAAUUUAAAACCACCAGCAGCGAUGCUGACCAGGUUUCCUUCAGCACCCUGGCACAUGAUGAGUUGGCCACCUCCUUUGAGAGUUUGCCGUCUAUUUACGACAAAGUGAAUCUUCUCUGGGAUGCCUACUGUAAGAAAUUUGCUGGCCUGGUGUCAGAUAAAUACAUAGGCUUGGAUGUUUUCGGGGAGACCCUGAAGCGCUUGGCUGCUCUAGAAAGCACACACAUCAAGAGAAGUUUACCUGUAGGCUACGAAGCGGGGAAACCGCUUCUUGUCAUGUGCAAGGAAGAAGAAAUGUUACCCCACAUGUUAUUCAUCUACCGAAACACCAAGAAGGCACCUCUCCCAUCGUACGAUGAGGUCCUGGUGUGCACACCAGACACGGAGGAGGAAGAGGUGGAGCUGCUUGUCAGAAGAGCUCUUUCCCCAGGUUGCCAAGAUGAAAAGAUCUACUGCUUGCUGGGUGCUGAUAAAUUAGUUUAUAAAGUUUCCAAACAACUUGAGUCCCACUUCUUCCGCCUGGUGCAAUCUUCCAGCAUCCCCAACUACAGAUUCAUCAUCUUCUGCAACGCCAAAGCUCACAACUCCUAUGUUAUCACAGCCUUUGAUGCCUACAAGGUGGCUUUCCCUUGCUACACCAACGCAGAAAUCCAGACCUACCUGAAGAUGCAUCUCAAAGUGCCGAGCGGGACAGCCCCUGUUGCCCAAGCCUUUGAAGAACCCUAUCAGCAGAACGUGAAGUUUGUCUUUUCGGAGCGAGCGGGAAUGGGGAAAUCUCUCUUUGUGGACAACACCAUCCAGAAGGUCCGCGCCCAGCUAGGUGGCACGCUACCACUGUGUAAAACCAUUAGGCUGAUGGAGUCUGAGAUUGAUUUCCAGUUCUUUGUGGAGGAACUUAUUUCUGUCAAGGAAUCUGUGACUGAAAAUCAGCCCACCAUCUUCCACAUCGAUGUGUUUCCAGUGGUAUCGAAGGGUCUCUACCGGCUGCUGAUUGAUCUGUGCAUCCUGCGGCACAUCCAGAGUCCUGAUGGCUUGGUCUGGAAGUGCAAGCCAUCUCAUCUUUACUUGAUCGAGUACCUGGAAAAAGGAAGAGGUGUUAGCAGUACGAGGAAGCAAGAGAUAUCCAUUGAAAUGGAAGAAAAUUUCCUGGAGAUUUUUCCUACUGUGGAGUGUGUAUCAGUGCUGCAGGUACUCAGCUCGCUGGGAGCUCCCAGUUCUGCCCCUCCUGAGGAACUGAGGGAGGAACAGUUUGACCGGGACAAGCUAAAGAGUGAAGUUUUCCAAAGGUCCUACCAAUAUCUCAGCAGAUACAAGAAAAAGCAAAACCUUGAUAAUUUCACUUUUGUCCCUGGAAAGGUCGAGGGGACAGAGAAAGAAUGCCUGGAGUGCUUGAUGGAGUUCUGUGGGAGAAACAACCCCUCCUGGACCGAGCUUAGCAACUUCACGCACUUCUUGAACUUCCAGCUAAGAAAGUGUGAGAAAUCAGUCUUCUGCAGUCCAGUGGUCGGAGGGGAGUUCUGUGGUUUCAAAACAUUCGUCAUCAAGUUCAUGAUCGCCAUGUCCAAGGACUUUGCCAUGCCUUCCCUCAACAUGUCCGAUGAAAGCGUGCCAAGGCAGGAGUGGAAGGAGAUGGACAGUGUUUUGAGAAAGUACCAGCUAAGACGCAAGUGGGAACAAGAAUCUCACCCUUACAUAGUCUUCCACGCUGAUGAUCAUUCCAUGGAGUUUUUGGGUUUCCAUAUCAAUGGGAACUUUGACGCUAUUGAUGCUUAUUCCCAGAGUGUUUUGGAGAAGGCAGUUAUAAGCAAGAAUUUAUACAUGACCUUGGCCCUCCAAAAUGUUCCUUUCAAUAAGAAAUUUGAAAACCUAUCCAGAACCGAGCAGUUGGAGGCCCUCUGCAGAGUCUUUGGUGUGAAAUACAAGGAAGAUCCAGAUGCUUCGUACCAGUUGACCCUGGACAACACCAUGAAGAUGUUGGCUAUUCACCUGCGGUUCCAGUGCGGCAUCCCUGUGAUCAUCAUGGGUGAAACAGGUUGUGGGAAGACAAAGCUGGUGCAGUUCAUGUGCAACCUGCAAAGGGCUGGCAGGAAAGUUCAGAACAUGAUGGUGGUGCGUGUUCAUGGUGGCACUACCUCCAAGAACAUCCAAGAGAAGGUAAGGCAGGCCAUGGAGCUGGCACUCACCAAUGAAAAAGAGCACAAUGUAGACACGGUGCUCUUUUUCGAUGAAGCCAACACCUCAGAGGCCAUCUUUGCCAUCAAAGAAGUGCUGUGUGACCGCAGUGUCAACGGAAUGCGGAUUUCCACGGACCGCUUAAAAGUGGUGGCUGCUUGCAACCCUUACAAAAGACACACCGAAGACACCAUUGAGAAACUGGAGAAAGCUGGCUUGGGAUACCGAGUCCGGAGUGAAGACACUCCAGAGAAGCUGGGUUACAUUCCUUUGCGGCAGUUGGUGUAUCGUGUGCAGCCCCUUUCUCCCAGUUUAUUGCCUCUGGUCUGGGAUUUUGGGGAGCUGAAUGAGAAGACGCAAAGCCUGUACAUCAGGGAGAUUGUGAAGUCCACCGUGGAGACCAUCACCACCGUGAAAAACCUGGAUGUCUUCACCAAUGUCAUUUCAGCCUCCCAGAAGUUCCUGAGAGAGAGGAAGGAUGAAUGCAGAGUUGCCAGCCUCCGGGAUAUAGACCGCUGCAUGAAAAUAGUGCUCUGGUUUUACAACUUGAGAGACCUGCUUUUCCACCAGAUUGAUAAGAAGAGGCAGCGUGAGGAGGAAGAAAAGCCAGUCUUAAACGAUGCGCAAAGGGUUUUGGCCCUUUCGGUAGGUGUUUGCUAUUAUGUGUCCCUGGAGAACCGCCAAGAGUACCUGAGGGAGGUUGCAAAAUGCUUCUCAGUCCCUGCGUCCUGGCUACAGCAAGAGCUCGAGUUGUGCCAAGAGGUAUUUCUUGAUAACCUCUCUAUUCCUAAGGCAACAGCCUGCAACAACGCUCUCAGGGAGAACAUCUUCAUGAUGGUUGUCUGCAUGGACCUCCGGGUGCCACUCUUUUUGGUUGGGAAGCCAGGAAGCUCCAAAUCACUUUCCAAAGCCAUUGCUGUCGAUGCCAUGCAAGGCGCGCUGUCCCGAAGCCCGUUGUUCAAAAGAUGCAAAGAGGUCCAGCUGGUCUCCUUCCAGUGCAGCCCCCAUUCAAAACCAGAAGGCAUCAUCUCCACUUUCCGACAAUGUGGUCAGUUCCAGAAGGGCAAGAACCUGAAUGAGUUUGCGUCCGUGGUCCUUCUGGAUGAGAUUGGUCUUGCUGAAGACUCGCCUGAUAUGCCGUUGAAGGCGCUGCAUCCUCUUCUGGAAGAUGGAUGCGUUGAUGAUGAGAAUCCUGAGCCUUACAAGAAAGUUGGCUUUGUGGGCAUCUCCAACUGGGCCUUGGACCCUGCCAAGAUGAACAGGGGCCUCCUCGUCUUUCGGACUGAACCUAGCAAGGAAGAGCUGGUGAACACUGCCAAAGGCAUCUGUGCUGACCAACCCCACCUCGAAAGGAUCGAGCAUUUGUUCCCCAUUCUGGCAAACUUCUACUGCAACGUGCUGAAGACACAGGAAACCGAGUUCUUUGGGCUUCGCGACUUCUACAGCUUGAUCAAAAUGAUUGUGUCUUACACGCAGAACACAAAGCGCAGUUCUCAAGAGGAGCUCCUUGUAAAGGCCAUUCAGAGAAACUUCGGAGGCUCCAGAGAUAUCCACCCUCUGGAAAUCUUCCGUAACUGCACCAGCGAGGUACGUCUUACCAAAAAGAUGGAAACCAGCUGCAUCCGUCUGCUGGAGGAAAACAUACACAAGCAGCAAGUGGGAUUCAUGUCUCGUUACCUCCUGCUGCUGACGACCAACAAUGCCGCCUUUCAGAUCAUCCAGAUGACGCGGCUUAUAGAUGUCAGCAACUGUGACAUUAUAUUUGGCUCUGGUUUCCCACGGGACCAAGAUUAUUCCCAGGUGUGCCGUUCUGUGAACAGGGUGAAAAUUUGCAUGGAAAUAGGCAGGCCCGUUGUCCUCCUCAACAUACAGAACCUUUAUGAGAGCCUUUACGAUGCCCUCAAUCAAUGCUUUGUCAGUCUAGGGGACAAUUACUACGUUGACUUGGGCCUCGGCACUCAUAGGGUGAAGAGCCGUGUGAAGGAGGAAUUCCGGCUGAUUGUUAUAGAGGAGGAGAAAGUGGUCUACACACAGUUCCCUCCGCCUCUGCUGAGCCGUCUGGAGAAGCAUUGCUUGGACAUGAACACCAUCCUCAACUGGGGACAGCAAAACCUGAAGCAGGACCUGGAGAAAUGGGCCGAGCAGUUUGUCUACAUGGAGAACCCGGAUUCUUUCAGCACCUGGUCCCACACACUCGCACCCAAAGAGCAUGAUGUCUUCAUUGGCUUCAGCGAUGACACGUCUGCCGCCAUUGUGCUGGAGAGCUCCCAGAACAUCAACUGUGAAAGCUGUGAACAAUACAGACAGCUGGUCUUACCCAUUGCCACAAGAAAGCUGGUGGAGUGCGCCACUCCUGACUCCAUCCUGCGCCUUAAGUACACUGAUCUGGAGGACGCUAAGCAGAUUCAGGACCUGUAUUUCUUCGAGCAGAAGCACAACAGCCUGGACAACCUCUUGCAAGAGGUGAUGGAGCAGCAGAAGAAAGAGAGCACCGCCAGGCCGUGCCUGCAGGUUUCUACCCAUGCCAGGCUGCUAAACCAGAAGGAUUUAGAAGUGCUGAGGAAGACGCUCAACCUCUCAGAUAAAAUCCACUGCCUCUUCCUAGGCCAAUUUGACACUGAACAUGCUUUCCGCCAGGACCUCAGGAAAAUCUUCAAAGAGACACAAGAAGUGACAUUGCUCCUCGUUCAGUUUCAUUUUGACGAGCCGCAGAGCAGCAAAAGACUCCUGGCCUGUGCCAAGUACUGCAUCACAGACGAGCGAAGGAGGGCGGACAGCCCCCAUCUGUUUCAUGUUGUGCUGAUCACUAAAGUCCCCCGGGUCAUGGGAGGGUGCAGCUACCUGGCUUUUGACAGCGGUGAGUGGAAGUCCGUCCACUUGGAUGACCUGAUGCCUUCAGAGAACUUCAAGGCCAAUCUUGGCCAGCUCUCCAAAAGGACCAUUGCAGAGAUUUUCAUGCACAGCUCCCAGCAACAUCUCUCAACAGGUUCUCUGGAGGAUUCUGCUGCCCCAGGAAGCCUCACCGACUCAGAUCUUUACUCAGAGGAAAAUUCACAAUUCCUCAAUGUGGACAUGAUGAUCAAAGGGAGCAUCCAGAAGGCUGUGAUUCAGCUGGAGGACAAGAACGACAACAACAAGCGUCCAACAAAGAGAAUCAAGAUCCUUCACAACUUGCUUUUCCACACUCAGAGUAGUGUUUCCAGGCAUUUUAUGACCAUCCUGAAGAGAAGAAUUUGUUGUCUCCUAGAAGAACGAGACAAACUGAUGCAAGAACCAAGGGAAUGGAUUUUCCGCAGGGCACUCUCGACCGAAUUCAUCCUGGAAGACACAUCGUUCAGACAAGCGCUCUGGACAUACCUGGAAGACACCGUGGUGAAUGUCUUUGCCCAAAUUCUCGCUGUGGUGGAUGCAAACAACAACCUGGAUCAUCUCUCUCAAGGCUCUCCACUUGCAGAACUGUGGCUCCAGAUGUUCCAAGAAGAAAAAUUCCUAAAAAUUAAAUACACCAGAAAGGUGGCGGAUGCUAAGAUUUCCGUGUUAUCAAUGAGUAAAGACCCCAACACGUCCCUCUCCUGCCAGUUCCCAUUCAGCUGGGUUUUGAAAGCCUACCUGGACGACAUAUGGGAGAAGGUCUAUCAUAGGAAAGGUCAGCCCAAGAAGCCAACGAUGGAAGUGGCCGAGUUCUACCAAUCUUUCAUCAAGAAAGUCUUGAUGCUGGAUCAUAGUAACCUAGAAAUGGUACACUAUUACACCAACGACUUUCUCAGGAUGACAUUUCCUGGACAACACCCCUCUGUCUAUGAGAUUCUCUCAAAAGUUUUCCUAGCCAGCGCAGAACAGCUCUGCCUCCCUGUGGUCAGGAAGGAGAUGAGCUUUUCCCUAAUUUGGCUUCACAUGGAAUAUUUCUAUCUCCGAGAUGAUUAUCAGCUCUUUGUUGACAUAGUAAGAAGCAAUGACACUGUCAUAAGUGAGCUGCAGGCAAUGUAUGAGAAGAACCCCCCAGAAAUGUUUGUCACUCUUGAUGCCUUGAACAUUCUUCUGAAGAAAGUGCAACCCUCUGAAAAAGGACUUUUGCCCUUUGAUGCCUGCAUAGCGUGGCUCAAAAGCGUCAAGUCCAUUAAGCCCUGGGUGGAGUGGAUCAGCCUGGACAAUUACCAGCUUCAGUUCUACCAGAAGAAGAAGGAACUCCUAGAGUCUGUGUUGCAUCGCUGGACCUGCACCAACAUUGUCUACAUGUUGAUUGACCACUUGCUACACAACGAGACACAAAUAGACGAGAAACUCCUGAGGCUUGUGGUGAAGCAGUUCAUCUUCCUCUGGAAUCGCCUCUACACAACUCCAGGAUUUGAGCCUGAGAACACUUUUGAUUUGGUGACUAAGGUGCUGAAGAAAUGCAACGAGAAUGCUGAUGUUGUGUAUCUGGUGAAGGGUGUGAAGGAAUGCAAGAGCUGCCUUGGGGAGAUCACUGACCCAGCAGAGCUGCCCUGCAGCCACAUCUUCUGCACUCGCUGCAUCCUGGAGUGGGAGAACAAGCAGUGUAAGAUCUGCAAGAAUGAAUUCUCGGAGGAUUACACACCCACGGCUUCAGAAGCCACGAGGGAAGCUGUUGCCUGUCACAACAAAUUCAGGAGGAAAUGCAAUUCUUUCUUUGUUGAGUUUAUCACCAUGUACUUUUUGGGAGACAGAGAAGCACCGUCUGCCAAAAUCAUUCAGCGACUGAUCCAGUUUGUGGCUUGCAAACCUAACCCUGAUCAUCAGGCGGGGAAAAGGGUGUACAAGCCAAAAAGCGAGUUGUCGCCCUUUGAAGAGUGCAUGGACACCAGUCCUACCAUCCAGUCCUCCCUCCUGAAGCUGAUGCUGCGAUGCGGGUUCGACAAUGUCAAGGUUCACUUAGAGGAAUACCUGUCCCAGAUGGAGGAAAAGAUAAUGUCCAACGAAAGUAACAGGGAGCAUUUCUACUUCAUGGUGGUGCACUGUCUGGAGGAUUUUAUGUAUCCUUCUUCUCAAGAAGAUGUCAGCCAGCUUGCCGAAAACUGCCUCUCCACCGCGGACCUAUCUGCUUUCUGCAAGCCUGAGGUCUCAAGAAUCAACACCCUGCAGUUCAUUGCCCAGAUCCGGCUCUCCAUCAGCCACGUGGCCACCUUGCUCGGUAGACAGCUGCUUUCUGCUGCAUAUCCCAACGUGCCUGCGGCCGAGGGCAGUAAGAAAGAGCAAGACCUGGUGAAUGCAAUGAAGAACAUGGUUGCGAAGUCUCCGACUCCAUGGCCUCAGGUGUUCCUCAUCAGAAAUCUCUGUGACCUCUACGGACUCACCUCUAUGUGGAAGAUCCUCAAGGUGGAGAAGUGGAUUUUACCCCGAGGGGUAGAAAAUUUGCAGGAUAGAAGUGCCUGGUUGAAUAUACCACUGAUGUUUUCGGUGCUGGACAAAGCACAAAACCAGCUAAAAAGGAAAGACGCCACAGAAACCCAGAGCUUGAUAUCUGUCAUGAGACGAAUGGAGAGCAUCCUCCAGUUGACACCCACCCCAGAUGAGCUGCUGGAAGACAAACUGAAGAAGAUCAUGGAUGCUUUGGGUAACAGUGAAGACCCAAGCCUGCUGGAGGUGGUCUUUCACACCGGGCUCACUCUGGCCUUGUUCCCAAACCAAAUCACUCAGCUCCUCAAGAACAUCUGCUUCAAGCCUGCUGUGGUGAAAGGGUCCUACCUUCCCACCAUGCCUGGAGACCUGCUUUUUGAUGUGAAGAACUGGAAAAUUGGAUCAACAGAUAAGAUGUGGCGUUGUCAGUGCGGCUCAUACUGGAUUGUCACUAAUUGUGGCCUUCCCAUGGAACGGAAGAAAUGUACGUGUGGUGCCAUUGUCGGGGGAACUAACCACAGACCUGAGGCAGGCUUCACGGAGAAUGUCAUCACCACAGAUAAAACAGAGAAAGGGUACAUCCUGGAGAGCCCUCUGGUACGGAGGAAUGACUCAGAGAGGUGCCUAUCGCCUGCCUGCGUCAGUCUUGCGAGAGCUCUGCUUCAUUCAUCCCUCUUGCUGGGGGUCUACAUUGACCAACAGGCAAUUUUAGACCUGAUGAAAAGGAAACCAGACAACGUGGAAGAGUUCUUUUGGGGCCACCUUCAGAAGGAUGUGGAGUGCCUGGCAGAAGCACUCAGCAGGAAUGUGGAGGAUGCUGUGGUGACUGUUCAUCUGUUUCUACAGCACCUGAGCAACUACAAACCAACAGACCAGAGCGUAGUCUUGAGCGUCCUGAAUCAGAAGAAAGACCGAGAAGAAUGGGAAACCUCCUUCAAAGCCCUGGCUCAGCCAUUUUUUCAGGAGUUGGAGCAGAGCCUUAAUUCUGUCAAGGAGCAGAGGAUGAAUGGAGGUCCCCAUGGUUCCAGCCUCCUCCUGAAAAUUGCUUAUGGCCAGACACCGCAUUUCAAAGACCUGCCAAGUCAGGGGUUGAUCAACCAGCCUUGCCUGUGGAAAUACGAACAGAAGAUGACCAUCCAGACCCUGAUGCGUUUCCUGCAGCAGGAAGAUGGAGAAGGCACUGGAAAUCCAUACCCCAUUCUGCUGGAGCUUCUCUUGAAGCUUGAGAACAUCCAACACAUCCGACACCUGCCUGACAUUUUCCAACUGCAGAAUGCCCUGAUCCACCUUUUCCAAAACAGCCAUAAAGCGGAAAACUACACAGUCAGGCAAUUCCUGGACCAGCCUGGGUUUUCAGAGGACCAGCGUUUGGCUUUCAGCAGAGCUGUACAGACGAUCCAGAAAGUUUGGAGCAACAUUAACAGGAGCACAUCCAGCUCAGGCAUCACCGUCCUGUCAGAUGCCCUGCCGAAUGACAUCACUGCCAGCACCGCUGUCCUUCACCUCCUGCCCACCCAAUCGUCCAUCAGCCGGCUGGUGACCAGGUUCCUCAUAGCACUGCAAAACAGCUGCAUUGACACGGCUGCGCAGAUCACCAGAGAGAGGCAACGGUCCAUCUCCGCAGAAGAGGUGAAGCCCUCCUCUGUGCUGGCUGUAUCCAAGAGCGAUCUGCUGACCAUGGCGCUCGCCAACUUGCAGUAUGAGAUAGAUGAAGAUGGCACCAAGACGACCUACUUUGACUUUGAGAUGCUGCAGCGGCAAGUGGUUCAUCGCUUCAUCAGUGGGAAACCCAUCAUCAAGGCUCAGACGGCUCCAUCCAUUCCCCGCAACAAUGUGAGGACCCUCCAGGACACCAAGAUGAAAGUCAGGGACCAACUGGACCAGGAGCCGCUCAGCAUCAACCAGCAGAAGCGCAUCAUGGAAGAGGCCCGCUCAGUCAACGCCAUCUCCAAUGUCCUGGCAACUCUGAAGGUGGCUGCUGAGUUCCUGGCUGUGACAGGUGGUGACCCGAAGCGCCCGCUGCCCGAGUACAUCCAGCAGGAGCUGAGGAUGGAUGCCAGUGCAAAGCAGUUCAAGGAUGUGCCGGUGGUGCCCAACACCCAGCUGAAGCACAUCCUGUCACUGUGGCAGGUCCUGGCAGCUCGCAGGUCCAUGCUGUUGGUACAGAUGAACCAGGAUCCCUUCUGCUUGGUACCCAAGCAGUUCCAAGCAAAUCUGGAUGCAAUGCAGGCAAAAGCCUUGUCCUCCAAAUUGUCCAACACCAACCUCGACCUCUUCCUCAUUGAGCUGCACGAGAUGAUCAUGGUGGCACUGUCCAAGCACCAGCCUGACCAUCCGCUGCAGUUUGCCUUUAGGUGCUUUCUGGAAGACAACAAAAUCCCUGAGGACUCUGUCGCCAUCCUCACAAAUGUCCUGGAACCAAACAUUCCCAUCAAGAACAUCCUCUCCGUCUGGAGGACGGCUGCAAAGACCAGUCAGAUCAACAUCCCUGCCUACGGCCAGGAGAGGCCAGCUCAAGGCAGCCAUUAGCCCCUUUCUUGCGAUGGGGUGGCUUGUCCCCAUGGGCGCAGAGGAAACAUGUACCUCUCAUUCCAGCUCUGGAGGCAACACAUGAGCUAUGUGUGGGCUCCUGGAGCAGCCCAAGCUUCCAAACACCCAAACCCCUGUUCCCUGAGGCCAGGUGAGAAGCUCUCACUUGGACCCACCAUUGGCUGCUCAGGCACCCCAAGCAUUCCCUGUCCCUCCAACCCUGCUGAGCUACAGCACGAACUUGGAGAUCAUCCCCAUGGACAUGUCCCCAGUGCUGCUACUGCUGUCCUCAGUUGGCCAACUCUGCCCCCCAGCAGUCCCCAAGGGAGGGUCUGGGGAGCUGGAGCCCCUCUACCACCCCAGUGCUGGCCAAGGAGUGCUUCUGUGUGUCCCUGUGCCCUUUGCUGGUGGCUUCUGUCCUGUCUUGUCCCUUCUUUCCUUUCCUGCAUCAUUAAAUGCUCAAGAACCCA
Falco peregrinus (peregrine falcon) is the source of this 15772-nucleotide messenger RNA. Its product is annotated as E3 ubiquitin-protein ligase rnf213-alpha-like. Lineage: Eukaryota; Metazoa; Chordata; Aves; Falconiformes; Falconidae. Gene Ontology annotation, molecular function: ubiquitin-protein transferase activity; ATP hydrolysis activity. The record is from RefSeq and is a predicted model, not a curated record. The transcript has 68 exons. The coding region runs from base 204 to 15302 and encodes 5032 amino acids.